Chrysoperla carnea is the source of this 2011-nucleotide messenger RNA. RefSeq names its product zinc finger protein 37 homolog. Lineage: Eukaryota; Metazoa; Arthropoda; Insecta; Neuroptera; Chrysopidae. The transcript is spliced from 8 exons. Gene Ontology annotation, molecular function: zinc ion binding. Bases 21 to 1601 code for a protein of 526 amino acids. Gene Ontology annotation, cellular component: nucleus. The record is from RefSeq and is a predicted model, not a curated record.
UUUUUUAAAAGCUUAUCAUUAUGAGUUUAUACGUACAAUGCCGUUUAUGUGCUGAUUAUAAAUUUACAAAUGAAGUAAUUCACGUUAAAAAGAAUGAAGCAAUUAAAAUGAAUUUAGAGCAUAAAAUACAACAAUGUUUGAAUUUACAUUUUAACGAUACCCGGUUACCAAAGAAUGUAUGCUCGUUAUGUUGUGAUAAAGUCACAGCGACCUAUGAUUUUCAAGAAUCAGUUAAAGAAGCACAAGAUCGUUUAGAAGAAGCUGUUGAAGAUACCAAAACAAGUAUUAAAGAAGAAUUAUCUGAUACAGAAUUAAAUUCUUAUGAUUAUGUGGAACCGUGUCUGCAAGACGAUAAUGAUGAUUUUAAAAUAAAAAAUGAUGAUGAUUGUGAUGAAACUGAAACAAAAGAAAAAGAUUCAAAUAAGAGUACCGUAAAAAGAAAAACUAAGAAAAGAAAGAUUGAUUUUCAUAAUUCUGAUAAAGUAAAAAGAAAAUACAUAAAACGAGAUCAAAAGAUUAAAAAAGAACCGGAAGAUCCAGAAUACGAACGUCAAAAAGCUGAACGAAAUGAAAUGAUACGUCGAAUUAAAGAUGAAUGGAAAACUUAUAAAUGGAAAUGUGUUAUUUGUGAAAAUGAACUUACAGGAUUAGAAAAAUUUCGUCAACAUUUUGAAGAGGUUCAUGAUCAACCACCGAAGUACAAUUGUAUGGAAUGUUCAAAAGUAUUCGAAUCAUAUUAUAAUUUUAAACGACAUAUGUCAGCACAUAGGAAUAAAUUUAAAUAUAAAUGCGAUGAAUGUGGAAGAUUUUUCCAUCGUCGUAAACUUUUACGAAAUCAUGCACGUAGUCAUUCAUCCGAAAAAAAUUUUAUAUGUCCAACAUGUGGUAAAAGUUAUAAAAAUUCAAAUUCAUUACGUGUACAUAUGCGUAAACAUUCGGGGACAGCAGCACCAGUACAAUCAAGACCUAAAUAUGAAUGUGAAUUGUGCCAUAAAACAUUACAUACACAAUCGGGUCUGAAAAAUCAUCAUAAAAUUCAUAAAGGUGAACGUGAUUUCACAUGUGAUCAAUGUGGCAAAACAUUUUUAACAAAUUGCUCAUUAAAAUAUCAUUUAAAUACCGUACAUUCCGAUUUGAAACCAUUCUGCUGUGAACAUUGUCAACGUACAUUUAAAACACAACAAUUAUUAAAAGUUCAUUUACAAGUGCAUAGCGAUGAGAAACGACACGCAUGUGAAGUAUGUGGACAACGAUUUCAUCGGAAAGGUACACUUAUACGACAUUCAUCUGUACAUACCGGUGUUUUGGCAUUCGAAUGUGAAUAUUGUUAUAAACGGUUUAGGACAAAACAACUAUUGAAGGUUCACACAAGACAACAUACCGGUGAGCGUCCAUACUCGUGUAUAGAAUGUAAUCAUCAUUUUACAGAUUCAUCGAAUUAUGUUAAACAUAUGAAAGGCAAACAUGGUGUAUUAAGUACAAGAAAAAAUGCAACGUAUGCAACUGACCCACCUCCGUUGGUUCAACAAGAUAAAUCUGCAACUCAGACAAUUAAUACAUUCAAUUCAGUCAAUGCAAUUAUUGGUUACAAGCAAGAAUAAAAAACCACUCUAUAGUAGAUAACAACCCACUUUAUUUUGAUUGAAUCGAAAAAUUUUUAUGAUAAUUUAUUCAUUUUGUUGGUUUGAUAUUUUAUUCAGCUGAACAACAUUUCUUUUCGACCGAAUUCGGAAGGGAAUUGAGUAUUCAAAAUGUAAGGAACGAGAAUUUUUGACUGGUUUGCAUCCCUGAAAUUUUCAGGAAUCCAAAAAUCCACGGUACAUGGGGGAAAAAAACUUACUAUUGCCUACGAUUGAUCUCCAUUCAAGUGAAAUCAAUGAGAUAUCGUGGUACAGUAGAUCAAACUGCUGGUCGCAGUACAAAAGAUUUUCUAAGAUUUCUAAGAGUUACUCCUAGCUCAAAUAUAAUCAGUAUUUAUUAUAAAGUCGUAGGGAGGGAAACAUUGGUUACA